UUAAUUUAAUUAUUAUAGACAUCAAAACAUUACAAAUCAACAAAUAUCUAUUUAUAGAACAUGAAAGAAAUGGAAACAAAGCUUGACAUUAUGUAGAAACUUACAUCUUCACAUCAGUUGUCCUAAAAGAUAAAAAAUAAUUGUAAAAUUUAAUUAUAUUUAAAAAAAACAAUGAAGUAUAUAAUAUUUAAAUAAGUAUAUAUAGAUAUGUGUAUACAUAUAUUAACUAUAGGAUAGGAUGUGAUAAAGUACAAAAGUAAUGUUAAGUUCAUGGUAUUGUGUAAAAAGACAGCAGUACGAGUACGUUUCAAUAACGCUUUAAUGAUGCAUAAACAAAGGAUAUUUAAUUUUUUUAGUACAAUAAGUGAUUUAUAAAAUAAAUAUAGAAAUGCUUCCUAACAUACAUGAUAAAGAUUACAGAGUUUUGGAUUUAGUACGCCAACGUGAAAUACGGGAUUCAGUGGCAUAUGCAGUUUCGCAGAAGUUACAUGUGACAGAAAAUUUAAUAUCCCGUUUAGGACUUGAAAAAGAAUUAGUUGGUCAUACAGGAUGUGUUAAUUGUUUAGAAUGGAAUGAAAGUGGACAAAUUCUUGCUUCUGCAUCUGAUGAUAUGAAUAUUAUAUUAUGGGAUCCAUUUCGAUAUGAAAAAAAAUUAGUACUUCGUACACGUCAUCAUGGAAAUAUAUUUUCUGUCAAGUUCCUGCCAAAAUCAAAUGAUAGGAUAUUGGUAUCAGGUGCUGGAGAUGGAAAAGUACGAGUUCGAGAUCUUACACUUCUUGAACCAAUAUUUUCGUGUAAUUGUCAUAUAGGUCGCGUAAAGCGUAUUGCCACUGCAACUACUGUACCUUUUCUUUUUUGGAGUGCUGCAGAAGAUGGUCUUAUUUUACAAUAUGAUAUUCGUGCUCCUCAUAGUUGCAAAAGUAAUGACUGUAAUAGUGUGUUAGUAAAUCUUGUUAAUCAUGCUGGUCGAUAUGCAGAGGGCAAAUGUAUUUCUGUGAAUCCAAAGAAACCUGAAUUAAUAGCUAUUGGAGCUAAUGAUGCUUAUAUACGAAUGUAUGAUCGUAGAAUGAUUAAGCUUUCUCAGGUGCCUAUUUCGUCUCCACAUAGUAACUGGACAAGAGGAAAUGUAUGUAUACGGCUAGCUGGUGGAGGUGAUCCAGAUGAAAAUAUACCAUUGGGUUGCGCACAGUACUUUAUCGCGGGCCAUCUGCAUUCUCGACAACGUGACGGUAAUAGGAGUCUUACUACUACAUAUUUAACCUUCAGUGCUGAUGGAAAUGAACUUCUUGUUAACAUGGGUGGAGAACAGAUUUAUUUAUUUGAUAUCAAUAAUCCAAAGAAUUUGAAGACUUGCUUUGGUUACUCUACAAGAAAUUUUGAAAAGUGCUGUAUAGAGAAUAAUGAAGAUAUAGAUUUUACUAAUAAAAAUAUUAAAAUCCUGCCACCACAUGUUGAAGAACUAAAACGUCAAGCUAAUGAAAGCUUUGAGCAACAAAAAUAUACAUUGGCAAUUAAUUUAUACAAUAAAGCAAUUAGUUAUUGUCCUACUGCAGCUGUGCUUUUUGCUAAUAGAGCUGCAGCAUAUAUGAAACGAACUUGGGAUGGCGAUAUAUAUGCUGCUCUUAAAGAUUGUCAAACAACAUUACUUCUUGAUCCUGGACAUGUAAAAGCUCAUUUCAGAUUGGCUCGUUGUCUCUUUGAUUUACAUCAAUCAGCUGAAGCUGAUAAAAUAAUUAAAGACUUUCAACAAAAAUUUCCUGAAUAUGCAUCUAACUCUGCAUGUAAAGCAUUAAAAAUGGAUAUAAAAGAAGCUAUAGAUUCUGGUAGAGAUAUUGAUAUGAAUCAAUUAAUGAUACAAAUAUCAGAAUAUGAACAAGAAUGGCGACGUAAUACAAUUGACUAUAAAAUGAGAUUUUGUGGGCAUUGUAAUACUACAACUGAUAUAAAAGAAGCUAAUUUUUUUGGAAACAAUGGUCAAUAUAUUGUGGCAGGAUCAGAUGAUGGUUCUUUCUUUAUUUGGGAUCGUAAUACUACAAAUAUUAUACGUGUGUUAAGAGGUGAUGAACGCAUUGUGAAUUGUCUUCAACCUCAUCCAUCUACUUGUUUACUAGCUACUAGUGGCAUUGAUCCAGUAGUUAGAUUAUGGAGUCCUUUACCUGAAGAUGGUAGUAUAAAUGAAAGAGAAAUUCAAAAUUUAGAAGAUGCUGCAUCUGCAAAUCAAAUUCGCAUGAAGAGUGACCCAUUUGAAGUAAUGCUUAUGAAUAUGGGAUAUAGAUUUCCUGUUCAGCAGGCUGAACUGAAUGAAGAUGGUGAUGAUAAUCAAGAUCAAUCAAUUGUGCAACCAUUAAAUUGUAGACCAAGUUAAAUUUAAAGACGAAAUCUGAAAAGUGGUAUGAAAUUGCAAUUAAACAAUUAAAGACUUAUUCAGUGUUAUAUUAUAGAAUACUGAUGCUUUAAUUCCAGUUAUCUAUUUUUUUAUCAAUUCCAUAAACGUUGACUUUUCCAUAAAUAAAAUACU
This is a messenger RNA of Apis laboriosa (Himalayan honeybee), 2518 nucleotides long. RefSeq names its product WD and tetratricopeptide repeats protein 1 (gene adp). Gene Ontology annotation, cellular component: Cul4-RING E3 ubiquitin ligase complex; cytoplasm. Gene Ontology annotation, biological process: negative regulation of fatty acid biosynthetic process. The transcript is spliced from 14 exons. The record is from RefSeq and is a predicted model, not a curated record. The coding region runs from base 389 to 2365 and encodes 658 amino acids. Gene Ontology annotation, molecular function: protein binding. Lineage: Eukaryota; Metazoa; Arthropoda; Insecta; Hymenoptera; Apidae.